This is a messenger RNA of Manihot esculenta (cassava), 855 nucleotides long. RefSeq names its product probable inactive receptor kinase At2g26730. The coding region runs from base 1 to 738 and encodes 245 amino acids. The transcript has a single exon. Gene Ontology annotation, molecular function: protein binding. The record is from RefSeq and is a predicted model, not a curated record. Lineage: Eukaryota; Viridiplantae; Streptophyta; Magnoliopsida; Malpighiales; Euphorbiaceae.
AUGGAUGGAAUUCCUUCCUGGGUUCUCCUCAUUUUCACCUUUCUAAUCAUCUUUCCCGUGUCAAAUUCAGAGGAAGAAAAUGUAAAGCAGGCCUUGGUGCAGUUCAUGGCCAAACUUUCACCGGGAAAUGGCCAAAACAACCGGAACUGGGGUUGGAACAUGACAUCAGACCCCUGCAAAGACAGAUGGGUGGGUGUGGUCUGUGACAGCCGGUUGCAAACUGUUAAGAAGAUAGUUCUUGAUAGGUUCAAUUUCACUGGAACUCUUGAUGCUUCUUCUUUAUGCAUGGUAAAGUCUCUUACUCUCUUGAGCGUGAGAUCAAACAACAUUGUUGGGAUUCUACCUGAAGAGAUGGGAAAUUGCACCAGCUUAACUCACUUGUACAUAAGUGAGAACAACUUUUCAGGUGCCAUUCCUGAGGCUCUUUCAUUAUUGAAUAACUUGAAAAGGUCUGAUAUAUCAAACAAUCAAUUCUCUGGUGGGAUUUCUACCAUGUCCAGAAUUUCAGGCCUGACGUCAUUCCUUGCUCAGGACAAUGAGCUUACUGGGAAAAUACCAGAUUUUAAUUUCUCCGAUCUUCAGCAAUUCAAUGUCUCUAACAACAAUUUCAUCGGUCAAAUUCCUGAUGUACAAGGUAGGUUUGGUGCAGACAGCUUUUCUGGUAAUCCUGGACUAUGCGGAAAGCCAUUACUAAAUGCAUGUCCACCCUCAGCUGCACCCCCAUCUGCAGAACCAUAGAAAAAACCUUAAUGUUCUGAACACACUGCCUUCGUCGGUCCAUCAUAGACCUAAUACAAACAUGUCGAUCCCACCUAUUUUGUCUACGAGUUCCAUUAUGCAUAUAGUGUCUUGGGU